CUUGUUCUCUUCAGGACUGCAGAGGGACCUGGUCACGCGUGGACGUCGGCGUUUGAAAUCGUUUGUCUUCUUGCGGUGUCAUCAUGCGCUGGCUGCUGGCGGGAUGCUGUGUGCUCGCUCUGAUCGGUCUCUCAGAGGCCCUGAGCGCUAUCCAGAGGCCCCGGUUCUACGGUGUAAAUACCGGCCGCAACGUGGGCUUGUACUGUAUCUCAAAGCCACCGCAGCGAACCACCAUGCGUUGGUUCAAGGCCAACAAGUACGAUGAUGACAAAGACCCCGUGGUAGAGGAAGGAAGGAUUAGUUUUCAUGUCCGGCAUGAAGUCGAAAACUCCUAUCUCCACAUCAGAAAAGUGCAAGUAGAGGACAGCGGAGUGUACUUCUGCGAGAUGGAGAACGGCACGUGGGGGCCCGGAACUCAACUCAUAGUCCUCAAGGCCACAAACCUUUCCAGCGCAGCUCGCAUCACCAUGCUGAAGGACGCUCUCAUCUUCCUCCAGGGCCUCCUGCUGGCUGCGGCUGUCACUGCCAUCCUGCUGCGGGGAAGAAAAGUGUCAGAAAAGACGGAUAUCAUAUAUGAGGAGCCUGAGACUGAUCACAUCUAUGAGGGUCUGGAGAUCGAGAGGUGUGACGGAGGACUGUAUGAGGAGCUGUCGGUUUACGCCCAGGCUGACGAUGCUGAGGCCCCGUGGGAGUGAGCUGAACCUCAAACAGUUUCACAACAAGUUCUGAUCACACAUUCAUGGUUAUUGAUGGUGAAGUGAAAAAUAACUAUCUUGUGAACACGAUAUCUACAGAACACCUUCAGGGAAUAUCUUUAAAUUUGGUGCAGAUGUGAACUCGAGAACGGACUGAUUAGAAUUCGGUGGUCAAAAGGUCAAAGGUCACCUCAUAUUAUUUUGAGUGCAAAAUGUUGUGUAUUAUUUCAUGAUGUCUCUUCUGACAUCGUUCAAUGUUGUACCUGCAACAUAUAUACACGGAUAUGUUGUUUGAUCUUAUCCUGAUCGUCUGUCUGUCUUUUGUUUUCAGUAACGGGUUCAGAAGUAAUAAACAAAUUUGCAUUUUG
Molecule: messenger RNA, 1063 nt
Organism: Limanda limanda (common dab)
Lineage: Eukaryota; Metazoa; Chordata; Actinopteri; Pleuronectiformes; Pleuronectidae
Gene: cd79b
Product: CD79b molecule, immunoglobulin-associated beta
Exons: 5
Coding region: 84-695 (203 amino acids)
Biological process (GO): B cell receptor signaling pathway; B cell differentiation
Cellular component (GO): external side of plasma membrane; B cell receptor complex
Source: RefSeq, a predicted model, not a curated record